Molecule: messenger RNA, 567 nt
Organism: Echinococcus granulosus
Lineage: Eukaryota; Metazoa; Platyhelminthes; Cestoda; Cyclophyllidea; Taeniidae
Product: Proteasomal ubiquitin receptor ADRM1
Exons: 1
Coding region: 1-567 (188 amino acids)
Biological process (GO): ubiquitin-dependent protein catabolic process
Cellular component (GO): nucleus; cytoplasm; proteasome regulatory particle, lid subcomplex
Molecular function (GO): endopeptidase activator activity; proteasome binding; ubiquitin binding
Source: RefSeq, a predicted model, not a curated record
AUGAGCACCGGAUUGUUUGAUCGCCAGCCGUCAAAACCGCAGGCUCGCCCACUGCUCCAGUUCAAGGCGGGCAAGAUGACCAUGAAUCCGGAUAACAGUGUACACGCAGACGCGCGUAAGGGGUGCGCCUAUCUCUACCAGACCUCUGGCGACUACAGCGUCCAUUUCUGCUGGUUCGACCGCCGUACUGGCCUCAUUGAGGAGAACUUUGUCCUGGUACCACGCGAGGCAGAGUUCAAGCCCGUGCCACAGUGCAAAUCGGGUCGGGUGUUUGUGCUCAAGUUGAGUGCGCCGCAGCGGCGCUUCUUCUUAUGGAUGCAGGAACCCAACGCCAACAACGACGCUCAAAUCUGCGAAACGGUCAACAAGUUCAUCAACACCCCACCCGCACCCAUCGGCAGCUCAGUUGCUGGAAGUUUGGUCUCUUCGCGCUCCGCUGGACGCAUGGCUGACUUUUUCAGUGGAAUGCGUGGCCUCUCUGGUAUAAAUCAGAACGAUCUGCUCACUCUUUUCUCCAUGGGCAUGGGAUUUGGAAUGCCUUCAGAUGGUGAAAGGUACAUUACUUGA